AUGAGGCAAGGAAGCGGCGAGAGGCUUCAAGGCCACGAGAGAGUCCAGGGAGAGGGAGGCUCAGUGGGGUCAGCGAGUGGCACCCACAACACAAUUACCUCUGCAGCAGUGACGGGUGCAAAACAAGAGCUCUGGGUGAGGAUGAGGGAACCGGCUGUGGUCCCGGAGCUCGCUGUGGUCACGGAGCUCGCUGUGGUCACGGAGCUCGCUGUGGUCACGGAGCUCGCUGUGGUCCCUGAGCUCUCUGUGGUCCCGGAGCUCUCUGUGGUCCCGGAGCACGCUGUGGUCACGGAGCUCUCUGUGGUCCCGGAGCUCUCUGUGGUCCCGGAGCUCUCUCUCGCUGUGGUCACGGAGCUCGCUGUGGUCCCGGAGCUCUCUGUGGUCCCGGAGCUCUCUGUGGUCCCGGAGCACGCUGUGGUCACGGAGCUCUCUGUGGUCCCGGAGCUCUCUGUGGUCCCGGAGCUCUCUGUGAUCCUGGAGCUCGCUGUGAUCCCGGAGCUCUCUGUGGUCCCGGAGCUCUCUGUGGUCCCGGAGCUCGCUGUGGUCACGGAGCUCGCUGUGGUCCCUGAGCUCUCUGUGGUCCCGGAGCUCUCUGUGGUCCCGGAGCACGCUGUGGUCACGGAGCUCUCUGUGGUCCCGGAGCUCUCUGUGGUCCCGGAGCUCUCUGUGAUCCUGGAGCUCGCUGUGAUCCCGGAGCUCUCUGUGGUCCCGGAGCUCUCUGUGGUCCCGGAGCUCGCUGUGGUCACGGAGCUCGCUGUGGUCCCGGAGCUCUCUGUGAUCCCGGAGCUCUCUGUGCUCUCUGUGGUCCCGGAGCUCUCUGUGAUCCUGGAGCUCGCUGUGAUCCCGGAGCUCUCUGUGGUCCCGGAGCUCUCUGUGGUCCCGGAGCUCGCUGUGGUCACGGAGCUCGCUGUGGUCCCGGAGCUCUCUGUGGUCCCGGAGCUCUCUGUGGUCCCGGAGCACGCUGUGGUCACGGAGCUCUCUGUGGUCCCGGAGCUCUCUGUGGUCCCGGAGCUCUCUGUGGUCCCGGAGCUCUCUGUGAUCCUGGAGCCCGCUGUGGUCCCGGAGCUCGCUGUGGUCCCGGAGCUCUCUGUGGUCCUGGAGCUCUCUGUGAUCCCGGAGCUCGCUGUGGUCCCGGAGCUCUCUGUGGUCCCGGAGCUCGCUGUGGUCCCGGAGCUCUCUGUGGUCCCGGAGCUCGCUGUGAUCCCGGAGCUCUCUGUGGUCCCGGAGCCCGCUGUGAUCCCGGAGCUCUCUGUGGUCCCGGAGCUCGCUGUGGUCCCGGAGCUCUCUGUGGUCCCGAAGCCCGCUGUGAUCCCGGAGCCCGCUGUGAUCCCGGAGCUCUCUGUGGUCCCGGAGCUCGCUGUGAUCCCGGAGCUCUCUGUGGUCCCGGAGCUCGCUGUGGUCCCGGAGCCCGCUGGGAUCCCGGAGCUCGCUGUGGUCCCGGAGCUCGCUCUCGCUGUGGUCCCGGAGCUCUCUGUGGUCCCGGAGCUCUCUGUGGUCCCGGAGCUCUCUGUGGUCCCGGAGCUCUCUGUGGUCCCGGAGCCCGCUGUGAUCCUGGAGCUCGCUGUGAUCCCGGAGCUCUCUGUGGUCCUGGAACCCGCUGCGGUCCCGGAGCUCUAUGUGGUCCCUGAGCUCUCUGUGGUCCCGGAGCUCUCUGUGGUCCCGGAGCCCGCUGUGAUCCCGGAGCUCUCUGUGGUCCUGGAACCCGCUGCGGUCCCGGAGCUCUCUGUGGUCCCGGAGCGACACGGAGUAGCCUGCAGCAGCGACACAUACAUAUUCAUGGCUCACGUGGCCGCCGCCGCCGCCGCCGGAGGGUGUGAUGGAGCCGGGACUGCGGGGGUGACCUCUGCACGGAGAAGAUACGGUUCUGUCCGCGGCCGACGGCACUGA
Molecule: messenger RNA, 1887 nt
Organism: Knipowitschia caucasica
Lineage: Eukaryota; Metazoa; Chordata; Actinopteri; Gobiiformes; Gobiidae
Source: the annotation of a GenBank genome assembly